GUUCUGUCCCGUCUUCUCGUUGUUUCCGCUGGCUUCCAGUCGGCUAAUUCUGUCGCCUCUCCUGUUGCUGAUUAUUGAGCCUCUGUGGCUCCCGUAGUUCCGGCGUUAUGUGGCCGGCAGUCGGGUACCUGGUAGUAGUCGGGCGGUGGGCAUGCAGUCACCCAUGGCUGUAAGGAGAUAGGGCAGAGUGUCUCCUCCCUGUAUGGUGUAUGAGCCUGUAGCCUGUAGCCUGGGCCCCAAUGGCGUGCAAGUCCAAGGUGGCCCCCAGUGUAGACUUCGACCACAGCUGCUCGGACAGUGUUGAGUACCUGACCCUGAAUUUCGGGCCUUUUGAGAGUGUUCACCGCUGGAGGAGGCUGCUGCCCUGCGAUGAGUUUGUGGGGGCCAGACGAAGCAAACACACUGUUGUAGCUUACAAAGACGCCAUUUAUGUUUUUGGUGGUGAUAACGGGAAGAACAUGUUGAAUGACUUGCUAAGAUUUGACGUGAAAGACUGCUCCUGGUGCAGGGCGUUUACUACAGGAACUCCCCCUGCACCAAGAUAUCACCAUUCUGCAGUGGUCUAUGGAAGCAGCAUGUUUGUGUUUGGUGGCUAUACCGGUGACAUCUACUCCAAUUCCAAUCUGAAGAAUAAAAAUGACCUCUUUGAGUACAAGUUUGGAACUGGUCUAUGGACAGAAUGGAAAAUUGAAGGAAGAUUGCCAGUGGCCCGGUCAGCACAUGGAGCCACAGUAUACGAUGACAAGCUAUGGAUCUUUGCUGGCUAUGAUGGAAAUGCAAGGUUGAAUGACAUGUGGACCAUCAGUUUGCAAGACCGAGAGUCAGCAACUUGGGAAGAGAUAGAGCAAAGUGGAGAGAUCCCACCUUCUUGCUGUAACUUCCCCGUGGCCGUCUGUAGGGACAAGAUGUUUGUCUUCUCUGGGCAGAGUGGGGCGAAGAUCACAAACAACCUAUUCCAGUUUGAGUUUGCAGAAAAAGUCUGGAUGCGCAUUCCUACAGAGCACCUAUUGCGUGGGUCACCACCACCCCCACAAAGGCGUUAUGGGCACACAAUGGUGGCUUUUGAUCGCCACCUAUAUGUAUUUGGUGGAGCUGCAGACAACACUUUGCCUAAUGAAUUGCAUUGCUAUGAUGUCGAUUCUCAAUCCUGGGAGGUAAUACAGCCCAGUCCAGACAGUGAGCUUCCUAGUGGCCGCCUGUUCCAUGCUGCAGCUGUAAUCGCAGACGCUAUGUAUAUCUUUGGAGGGACUGUGGAUAACAAUGUUAGGAGUGGAGAGAUGUACCGUUUUCAGUUUUCAUGUUAUCCAAAAUGCACUUUACAUGAGGAUUAUGGAAGAUUAUUUGAGAACCAACAAUUCUGUGAUGUAGAAUUUAUUUUGGGAGAAAAAGAGGAGAAAGUCCGAGGACACAUUUCUAUUAUCACUGCUCGAUGUAAAUAUCUGCGGAAGAAAAUCACUCAAGCAAGAGAGAGGCAUUGGCAAAAGGUAAAGCAGGAUUCAGAAGAUGAUGGUCAGAGUGUGCCGCAAGAGAAUGCAAGUUGUCCCCAGAAAACAAACCGGUCUCUCCCCAUGCUGGAUGUGGUUAUCCGAGAUGCAGAAGCUCGGCCAUUUGAACUGCUCAUGCAGUUUUUAUACACAGACAAAAUAAAAUACCCACGGAGAGGUCAUGUCCAGGAUGUCCUCCUCAUUAUGGAUGUGUAUAAACUAGCUUUGCACUUUAAGCUGUCACGACUUGAGCAGCUCUGCGUUCAGUACAUUGAAGCAUCUGUUGACCUUCAGAAUGUCCUUGUAGUGUGUGAAAAUGCAAACAAGCUGCAGCUGGACCAGCUAAAGGAGCACUGCCUGAACUUUGUUGUGAAGGAAUCCCACUUUAACCAGGUGAUCAUGAUGAAAGAGUUUGAGCAUUUGUCGUCCUCAUUGAUCGUGGAGAUUGUGCGACGGAAGCAGCAGCCUCCUCUCCGGAUCCACUCCGAUCAGCCUGUGGAUAUAGAAAUUCUGUUGCAAGAUAAUAGCUGCACCUCUCUGGUCCAGGAUAUGAAGGCUUAUCUGGAGGGCGCAGGAAGAGAUUUCUGUGACAUUACCUUAUUGCUGGAUGGACACCCUAGACCUGCACACAAAGCCAUCCUGGCUGCUCGCUCCAGUUAUUUUGAGGCCAUGUUCCGCUCUUUCAUGCCCGAGGAUGGACAAGUGAAUAUUUCUAUUGGCGAGAUGGUGCCAAGCAAACAAGCCUUUGAAUCACUACUUCGAUACAUCUAUUAUGGAGAAGUCAAUAUGCCACCUGAAGACUCUCUUUAUUUGUUCUCUGCUCCAUAUUAUUACGGAUUCUUCAGUAACCGGCUGCAGGCCUAUUGCCGGCAAAAUCUGGAGAUGAACGUGACUGUUGAGAAUGUGCUCCAGAUCUUAGAAGCAGCAGACAAGACACAAGCCCUGGAUAUGAAGAAACAUUGUCUUCACAUCAUUGUCCAUCAGUUCACCAAGAUAGAGGAUGACACCACACUGCUCCUCAUUCUUCCUCCUUUCCUUUCCCACAUGAAGGUUGCCAAGUUGCCGAACCUACGUUUAUUGAGCCAGCCAUUGCUCAUCAACAUUAUCGAAUCUCUGGCCAGCCACAUCUCAGACAAGCAAUGUGCGGAGCUAGGCUCAGACAUAUGAAUGACCACUUUCUAGGACCUACCUGUGGACAGUUUGAAUCAUUCCUCGCUGCUGAAUGUCCUUCACAGCCAGAACGCUUGGGACCAUGAAGUUGUAUCAAGAAAUGAGCAGCUGUUGAUUUGACCUGAGUAUUCUAUACAUACUGAUAGUGAGAAGAUUUAUCCUGCACAUUAUAGCAGUAAUAAAUCAAGGAUCACCAUCAUGUGGUAUUUCCAUUUAUGUAUAGAAGCUGCGUGUAGUUGCACAUACAUUUUUUGUUUUUUACUUUCUGAAUGUAGUUUAAAGUACUUAACAGCUGUAUACUAUAUAAAUAUCCAAUAAUACCACUGUUUUUGCAUUGGGUGUAAUACCUACAUAUGCAGACAUAUGAAUGACUGACUUUAAUGGGUUAUCCAGCAGCGGGGGGGUUCAAAAGUAUGCCUGCUUUCUGGUAUAUAACAAACAACCUUUAAAGCGUACCCGUUAAAUCCAACAAAAAUAUUUUGUAUCACUCAGUACCUAAUCCUGAUCAUGUACAUCUAAUUUGUGUGUUUCUAGCACCUUUAUUUAUUUUUAUUACACUUAUAAUUUAGCUCACUAGUCUGAAUUCCUCUCAAAGGGAGGGGGUGUGGCCUCACUGUGCAGGUCUCCGCCCCCUCCCUCAGUAUGCUGUCUGCCCACAUCUCCACUAGCAUUAGCAAAACUACGACUCCUUGUCCUCACUGACAGUAGGGGGACACAAGCUGACAGUGGGAAGCUUUUUCCUCCAGCUCUGAGCCCUGCACUCACAGCUGUCAAUCAAGGAAGUGUGUCCAUGACAUAGGUGAUGAUGCAUGGACACAGCAGGACUAGUAUGUGUCCAAGCAGGCAGGGGGGCAGUUGUUUGACUGGCUUUUUCAGUAUGAAAUACUGAAAAUCUUCUAAUAAAAGCAAUUGCAAAAACUAUUGGUCAUACAUGCUUUACAACAUAUCAACAGUUUUUGUAUCUGACAGUGCCCAUUUAACUCCCCUCCUAUGCUCCAACAAUGCCUCUGGGGUCCUGCUUGGUCCCCCCCAUUAUUCUUCUUGAUCAGGCCCUGGUGCACCUGGGUCCAGUGUGUGACGCUGCCGCUCAGGGUAGUACUGGCCACAGCGAUGUCCCGUCUCAGCCAGUGAUUUGCUGAGCAGCAGUGUGACAUGCUGGACCCGACAGUCACGCUCCGGCUCACAAAGAGGAUCACUGCGGGGCCCGUAGUAGGACACCAGAGACAUUGGAGUGCACGAGGUCUUAAUCAAGUGGUCUUUUAAUUGUUGCAAAAACUCUUACUUUCAGCAUCCACUAGAUAUGAAAGAGAUGUAGAACCACUCCUUGGAAAUCAUUUAUUAUGUAUGCGAUGGGGUCUUAUUUAUUUGUUUUAUAAAGUGUGUUGUGCUAGCAAUGUGACAAACAUAUAUAAAUACAGGUAUCAGUACAUGGUAACACACCCAUAUUACAUACAACUUCCUCGGAGUACACCUUCGUUUCCUCUUUGUGGACCUAUGUCUGGUAGAAUUAUCCCUGAAUCUUUAAAACACAUACUUUUUUUGCACUAAUGAGAAAAACUUCAAUGGCUCAUUUCUUGUAUAGAAAUAUAUAUUGAGAUAUUAAAAACUUGCUUUAUAUUUACUUGGAUUAGAGAUAUUGUUAGUCUGAAAUAAACCUUUACAGACUACCAAAGGACACCUUACCCAAUAUCGGGUAAAAAUAAAAUAAAAAUGUUGCAGAAGCAUUAUAGCAUUGCUUACCUAUUUACCCCAGUUCUAAAACCACCAAUAUCCAUUUGUUUUGUGUGCCUGUGGUUCUCCUGUGUCAUAUAAUUACUGUACUUACCAGUUGAGAAGUUGCUCAGUACCACAAUUCCCAGAAUGCACUGCUUCCCCUCAGCUGUUCAUUAAAGCCUGCUCACCCCUAUCCCACAGCACUCCUGCCAGUUUCCUGCCCAGAGCUUCUGCAGAAUAUUGCUCUGUACAGCAGAAUGUCUCCACACAGCAAGUCUGCAAAGGAUGCUGCAUUCAUUCCCUAUCUGCUUCUCUGCCUGUGGCAUUGUUCAGCACAAGGGCUUAGAGUGCAGAGACUAAUGCGUCAUCUCGGAAGGGAGGUGCUGAGGCCACACUGACAAAGAACUACACAACUUCGUGUUGUGGUAAAUAAAAUAAAAAAACAUUCUGAAGCCAGUACAGUUUGUGAUAACUCUAUAUUAGUAAGUUAUAUGUCCUAGGGUGACAGUUUUAUCUAGAAACUAUUUUCUGAUACCAAAAUACCCAUUUAAUUUCUAUGCAUAAGACUCAAAUUGACGUAAUCUCCUGAUAUGCCCCCCUGCUCAAUUUCUCAGUCUUCAGAAAAUACUCCAGUACUGUUAAAUUACGAAGUAUUCCACUGAUUAUUUUGUCACUGUCAGUCUAUGGCUCUUUAAAAGGGAAAACUACAUUUUAUUCAGCUUAGCAAAGCCUGCAGCAAAAAACUUUAAAGGAGUACUCCGCUGCUCAGCGUUUGGAACAAACUGUUCCGAA
Messenger RNA from Hyla sarda, 5159 nucleotides. It is a transcript of the gene LZTR1, whose product is annotated as leucine zipper like post translational regulator 1. Gene Ontology annotation, cellular component: Golgi apparatus. Lineage: Eukaryota; Metazoa; Chordata; Amphibia; Anura; Hylidae. The record is from RefSeq and is a predicted model, not a curated record. The transcript has 21 exons. Bases 240 to 2651 code for a protein of 803 amino acids. Gene Ontology annotation, molecular function: protein binding.